AUGGGGGAGGACGCCGAACUCCGACUCAUCCUGGUGGGAAAGUCCAGAGUAGGGAAGAGCACCACAGGCAACACCAUCCUCGGCCGGAGAGAGUUCGAGUCCCUGGGGGGAAAAGCCACCACCGUGAGGUGCCAAAGGGGUCAAGGAAGAUGGCAGGACAGGAAGAUCUCCGUGGUCGACACACCCGACAUUUUCGAUUCCGAAAACCACAGUGAGAUGGUGCAAAAUGAGAUCGGGGCUUGCGUCGAACUCUCCCGGCCUGGCCCCCACGCCCUGAUCUUUGUGACCCAGGUGGGGCGCUUCACCGCCGAAGAUGUGACAGCUGCAAAACGAGUCCAGGAUAUCUUUGAGGCCGAGUCGGCCAGGCACACGAUCGUCCUCUUCACCUGCAAGGAGGAUUUGAGAGAGGAAUCCCUGCAGGAGUAUAUCCAAAAGCCGGACAACUGCAAUCUGCGGGAGCUGAUCCAGCAGUGCGGGAACCGCUACUGUGGCUUCAACAACAAGGCCGCGGGAGCCGAGUGGCAGGCGCAGGUCUCGGAGCUGAUGGAGAUGGUGCAGAGAGUCGUUUUCGAAAACGGGGGGAGACACUACGUCAGCUGGCUGUACGAGUUGUCCAUGGUACAGGAUCAGCGUGUCAUAGAGCAGAAUCAAAUGGCAGAGUGGAACUGGGCAGCUACGGAUGACGAGGCCAAGCCGGGGGAGCAGAAGAGUCCUCGACAGACCCCUUUUUGGUCUGAAACCGUGGUGGUAGAUCCCUAA
Protobothrops mucrosquamatus (brown spotted pit viper) is the source of this 759-nucleotide messenger RNA. RefSeq names its product GTPase IMAP family member 2-like. Gene Ontology annotation, molecular function: GTP binding. Lineage: Eukaryota; Metazoa; Chordata; Lepidosauria; Squamata; Viperidae. The record is from RefSeq and is a predicted model, not a curated record. The transcript has 4 exons. Bases 1 to 759 code for a protein of 252 amino acids.